This is a messenger RNA of Alternaria viburni, 510 nucleotides long. RefSeq lists its product as uncharacterized. The record is from RefSeq and is a predicted model, not a curated record. The transcript has a single exon. Bases 1 to 510 code for a protein of 169 amino acids. Lineage: Eukaryota; Fungi; Ascomycota; Dothideomycetes; Pleosporales; Pleosporaceae.
AUGAACGAUACGACCGUCGACAUAUGCUCCGGCUUCCAAGAAGAGAUCCAACCGAUCGACUGCUACAACUCGACCUUCGUAUACUACAGUAUCGACUUCUGCGACGCCGGCGCCAUUGGUGAAUCACCAUCUGUCACGUCCACGCCUACGCCUACGCCUACGCCUACGUCGACGUCGACACUGUCGUCCAUACCACCUCCCCCAAGCUCCUCAGGCGUGUCGACGGGCGCGAUAGCAGGAGCAGCAGUUGGAGGAGGCAUCGGUCUGGGCAUAAUGAUUGGAUUAGCGGUGUUCUUCAUCAUGAGGAGACGGCAUUCGUCACGCCCACGAGAGAUGUCGGGUUCUACGGAGCUUACUAGCGUGACACCGUAUGAGGUCCACGCAAAGCAUAUUCAGGAGUUGGGACCAGGAGCGGUGGCAUACAAACACGAACCUGUGGAAAUUGAACAACCGCCUGUUGAAAUCGGGGGUAUGGAGGUGCGACGUGUUGAAGAGAAGGGGCCGCGAUAG